This is a messenger RNA of Myodes glareolus (Bank vole), 6967 nucleotides long. NCBI's taxonomy places the organism in Eukaryota, Metazoa, Chordata, Mammalia, Rodentia, Cricetidae. The record is from RefSeq and is a predicted model, not a curated record.
CUCUUCCCAUCCGCAGCCCCUUUACUUGUCCGCCACGACAACUGAGGGCGCCGCCUGCGUGGGCUGGGUAUUUGAUCCCGGGGCUGACUUUUGUUCUCUGGGCUUCAAGGAAUAAUGUAUUUGUGGCCUUGGACAUGAAGUAAUUGGACCUGUUGCUGUUGAUAUAGAAUCAGGGACUGAUGAGGGAAGCAUGGACCUAAUGAACGGGCAGGCAAGCAAUAUUAAUAUCGCAGCUACUGUUUCCGAGAAAAGUAGCAGCUCUGAGUCGCUAAGUGAGAAGGGCUCUGAAUUGAAGAAAAGCUUUGAUGCUGUGGUAUUUGAUGUUCUUAAGGUUACGCCGGAAGAAUACGCGGGUCAGAUAACACUAAUGGAUGUACCAGUGUUUAAAGCUAUUCAGCCAGAUGAGCUUUCAAGUUGUGGAUGGAAUAAAAAAGAAAAAUAUAGUUCUGCACCGAAUGCAGUUGCUUUCACAAGAAGAUUUAAUCAUGUAAGCUUUUGGGUUGUUAGAGAAAUUCUCCACGCUCAGACAUUGAAAAUAAGAGCAGAAGUUCUGAGCCACUAUAUUAAAACUGCUAAGAAACUGUAUGAGCUUAAUAACCUUCAUGCACUUAUGGCUGUGGUUUCCGGCUUACAGAGUGCACCGAUUUUCAGGUUAACUAAGACAUGGGCGUUAUUAAGUCGAAAAGACAAAACUACCUUUGAAAAAUUAGAAUAUGUAAUGAGUAAAGAAGACAACUACAAAAGGCUCAGAGACUACAUAAGCAGCUUAAAGAUGACGCCCUGCAUCCCUUACCUAGGCAUCUACCUGUCGGACUUGACGUACAUCGACUCAGCGUACCCAUCUACAGGCAGCAUUCUAGAAAAUGAGCAAAGGUCAAAUUUGAUGAAUAACAUUCUUCGAAUAAUUUCUGACCUACAACAGUCCUGUGACUAUGAUAUACCCAUGUUGCCUCAUGUCCAGAAAUACCUGAAUUCUGUUCAGUAUAUAGAAGAACUACAAAAGUUUGUGGAAGACGAUAAUUACAAGCUCUCGUUAAAGAUAGAACCAGGGACAAGUACACCACGUUCAGCUGCUUCCAGAGAAGACCUAGUAGGUCCUGACGUGGGAGCCUCGCCCCAGAGCGGGAGGAAGAGCAGCGCUGCGGAGGGCGCCUCACUGCCACAGACACCCCCGUCCCCUCGGAACCUGAUUCCACACGGACACAGGAAGUGCCACAGCUUGGGUUACAAUUUCAUUCAUAAGAUGAACACAGCAGAGUUUAAGAGUGCGACAUUCCCAAACGCAGGUCCACGGCACCUGCUGGAUGAUAGCGUCAUGGAGCCACACGCACCGUCACGAGGCCAAGCUGAGAGCUCCACGCUUUCCAGUGGAAUUUCCAUAGGGAGCAGUGACGGCUCUGAGCUAAGUGAAGAGACCUCAUGGCCAGCUUUUGAAAGGAACAGAUUAUACCAUUCUCUCGGCCCGGUGACAAGAGUGCCACGAAAUGGCUAUCGAAGCCACACGAAGGCCAGCAGUUCUGCGGAGUCAGAAGACUUGGCGGUGCACUUGUACCCAGGAGCUGUUACUAUUCAAGGUGUCCUCAGGAGAAAAACUUUGUUAAAAGAAGGCAAAAAACCCACAGUAGCAUCUUGGACAAAGUACUGGGCAGCCUUGUGUGGAACACAGCUUUUUUACUAUGCUGCCAAAUCUCUGAAGGCUACAGAAAGAAAACAUUUCAAGUCAACGUCAAAUAAGAAUGUGUCUGUGGUGGGGUGGAUGGUGAUGAUGGCUGAUGAUCCAGAGCAUCCAGACCUCUUCCUGCUGACUGACUCUGAGAAAGGAAAUUCAUACAAGUUUCAAGCCGGCAGCAGGAUGAAUGCGAUGCUGUGGUUUAAACACUUGAGUGCAGCCUGCCAGAGCAACAAACAGCAGGUUCCUACAAACUUGAUGACUUUUGAGUAAAAGCCCGAGAAAGAGGAGGUGAACCGUUGUUCCUGCAUGGAGCAAGGACCUGCUGCAAGCAUCAGCCGCACCAUACCGUGCCAGGAAGAGCCCCAGGCUCCAGCCCAGCCUCUGGAGCUCAGAACCAAAAGCACUAAUUUCAGGGAAUGAAGUGAGAUAUUCCCAGAGAACAAAUUGGAGUUGCAAAACAAACUGCCAUGAACUAUGCUUCUAUCUCCGAACUGACCUGUGGAAACCACUGCCUUAACAGAGUGAGAGGAAAACCAACACCAAACAGUGUGUGUGAAUCUUCCGGUGGUGCUGGGCUUGGAAUAAAUUGUAGCUACUUUGCGUUUCUUUUAACUUUGUACUAAUUUUGGAGGGGAAACCAUCUUUUUUUAAAUACACUUUAAAAAGGAAAACCCUUUCUAAUGGAUUCCAUCCAGAGCUGUUUUAGGUGCAGUGAGAAGGACCUGGGAGGAGCAGGCCAACAGCCCCACCCCACCCCACGCCCCCCGCAGGGUCUUGUCAGCCUCUGCUCCUGGCUUCAUUUCCCCACAGCAAGAUGUGGGAGUUGGGUGAUGGCAGUGCAAGUUAUGGGGGUGUGUUUGGGAUAGGGUGUGCUUUAUUUGGGGUGAGGGGUGUGUUUAAACUCUACGCUUCGGAAUUGAGUGCUAGAAGGAGGUGCAGAGGCCAAGCGUUCCCACGCAGCCAGCUCCAGAAAACACCUUCUUUCUCACUGCUUUACCUUCUGUUGAAUUCACUGUUGGCCACAAAUCUGUAUAGAAGAAUGGUAAUCCCAAGCUGAGGUUUCUGUAGAUUCUUCUCAAGUGGAUUCUCCGACCACAGGUGUUCGUCGUUGUGGUGAAGACCCUGGUGUUUUCCAGGGCAGGGUCUCGCCCUUUGCAGUGUUUAAGGUGCAUUAUGCCAGACUUUUUAUUGAAUUUGUUUUUGUUCAGUAUGAGGUUCAAGAGCAUACUUGUUUAAAAGAUUCUUCAUAUGUAUGUAUGUGUUUUAUUGUAAGACAAAACAGUUUUAAGAAGAAUAAAGGCAAAGUUUGAAGCUCUAGGAGUUAAAAAUAUAAAACCAUUUCUCUGUAUGACUUCCCAAGAUAUUCCAGAGCAUUUUUAGAAAGCUUACUGUCGGUCCCCAACCUGAAGCUAUGUUUUGUUAUAACUGGCCAAGCAGUUUUGAGAGUGCUUUCCUAGGCAAUAACGCAUUUAAUUUUUAAGAUAAAUGUUGGGCUUGAGAUAGCCUCAAAUUUUAACCAAGAAUAGCCCAUGGAUAGACUGCUGAGGGCUAGGCUCUUAGUGGUGGCUCCACAUGCAGAGGCCUUGACUUACACCUCCAAAGCAAAUUGUUCUUUGAGUCACACAUAAAAAUUCUCGCAUUUGUAUACUUAAAGAAUUGUGUGCUUUUUAUCAGAAAUAUUUAUCAAGUCCAUUGAGCUUAAUUGGAAAAUACUGUGUGUACAAUAAUUUAGCUAAUUAGCUAAAAAAGAGAUCAGUUCAAGAGAAAGUGAAGAGCCUUUUCUGAGUGUUUCUAACUUCAAUAAUUCAAAUGUGUUCGGUAUGUGACAGAAAUACAUUAUUUGGUGUUUCAUUAACAAGCACUGAAGGCACACGUCGCCUGUAUGGAAUGAUUUUUCAUAUAAUGGUCUAAGCUUAACCCAUGUUGGGUAUACACAGACAAACAUUACUGAGUAGCCAGCAGUAUUAUAGUGUAGACUUUGCACAUCUUACUUUGUUUUGCAUAUUUUUAGCAAUAUCUUAGUUUAUUUUGCUCCUGAAAUGUUUUAAAUAGUGUACUGCUGUUUUUGAGAUACUGUGAAUGAGAACCCUGUGGCUUAUUACUACUUUAUCAGACCCUCGCAUCUGUGGAGAUGGGCGGCUAGCAGAGGCCGGCCUCACAGUUCUGCCAAAGAGAAAGCACAGAGGUGGAAGACGUGUUUGCUGCGUCCAGCUCUAGACACUGAGGGUGUGUAGGGGAGAACCACAUUCAGAUCUGAUUAGCCAGUCUGUGUUAGCACUGUGGCCUCUGGCUGACUGAAACUAUUUUUCUACCUUAAAAUUUGCUUUAAGUAUCAGCUGUUGUUUCUUAGGAUGAUUUUAGAAACUGAGAGAUGAGUGACAUAGAAUAGCUUGAGUUUUUUUAUCUAUAAUUCACAAAAUGGUAGCAGAUUAUAAUUGAAACAAAGAAAACAUUGCCAAACUAUAUUAAAUAUUUGAGUACUUUAUUUGUUGGAGAAUGAAUCCUAUUACACUCAGCUGUGAAGUGACUCACAGGCCCGUUUUCAUGAACAUUAAAGCUCAUUUGUUUCCCUCCUAGCCAGGGAGAGCUCUUUAGAAAUCCAGUUAAAGCAUAUACUUCAGCUGGUGUGGAAGCAGACUGAAUGGGUGUUCUGUGACUUGGUGCAGUGGUGUAGUGCUAGCCGUGUCUCCUCUGACAGCUCAUGUGGACAUAAAGGCUUCUUUUCCUUAAGCCCGUGUUUGAAGUGCACCUGUAAAACCACUGCGUAACGCCCAGCACUGUUUGCGCCUCACGUGCUUGUUUUCAAAAUAUUUUCACUAUAGUGUCCGUGCUGUAAGGAUCAAAAGAGAAUUGAUGAAAUACAUCUUUCUUUUUGGUUUUGUUCAGUGUGUAUUUGUGUAAACAAUUCAAAGGAGGAGCCAGUUUGGGAGUAUCUCUCUCAGCAUAUGUUUCUGUGGCGGUCACUUUUUCUGUAUGAACAGAACCACCUUCUUCAUAGUCUACUGCUCUUGGGCCUCAGUGUCAGAGUCAGGGUGAUCACAGCUGCAGCUUUGAUGAUGGUCUUUGUUUCCACCUCGAGGUUUAUAAAGAAGCCCAACAAGCAGCAUGGUUAUCUGGGAGGAAUGGAGGCACGCUUAGACCCCUCAGUAGCUGAGAUGGGUCCCUGUGAGUAUUGCUUCGUCAGCCUCUGGGGAUUAUGAGCAUUUAGCUAUCCAGAUGACUUUAGCAGAAAGUUUUUUCCUGAGGUUAAAUCUGUUAAUUACAUGAGGUUAAAUCUGUUAAUUACAUAUACUUAGAACUGUGAGGCACUGUAUUGAUUGGAAAUGAGUACUAAUAGACUUAAUUCGUUGGCUUUUUAAGAGAAGACACCUUGUGCUGGUGUCCUUCCUGUUUACGGAGGCACUUUCCUUCCUAACUGGGUUUUGAGCCAUCCUGUUAUCUUCUGCAAACAAGAGGUACCAGUGUGGCUUAAUGGAAGACAAGCUUUAAUUUAAAAAAUCCUCUGCCCCUAAGACUUAAAAGAAUUGUAUCCUUUUUGAAAAUGGAGCUGCACUUGAUUGUGCCAGAGCCCAGCAUUAGUGCUGCGAGAACAGCGAGGGGCCAGUGGUGGGCGUGUCUGAACUGUAGCCUCCUCUUAGGGCUUGCGCUCAUUUUCUCUUCUUUUGUAUUAUUUCUUAUUACCAUUCAGAUUUUACAGCCGGAAAGGUGUUGCUUUUUUUUUCUAAGCCUCUGAGACACAAAAACAUUGCUGUUAAAUAGUUUUGAUGAUAAAUUACAUGUGAACCUUUUCAAAAUGAUUUAAGUACCUUUUGGCUUUGCUUCCCUAAAAAAUGGCUUGUGUCUAAAGUGACUUCAGUUUGAGAGUUCUACUGAAGAGAUGCAUACACUCCAGCUUUUCAGCUCAGUGAAGGCAAUUGCAUUUUAUCCUCUUGCCAGCCAUAGUGUGGAGAACAUUGGAUCAGUGCCUUAUCAAUUUGGACCAGUUUUAGGGCAUUGAAGACGGCUAUAAUCAUCUGCCCUCUUAAUCCUCUGGCUUAAGGGGUGUGCCAUCCCUCUCUUCACCCACAAUUUCACAGCAGCCUGAAGAUGACUGCGCAGACAUCUGGAUACUGCAAUCCUCCAGUCGUAAUUCUUUUGCAGCUAAGCCCCCCUCCCUGCUGCUGUCUUGUCUGGGUAGGUUAAUCAUACAUGCACUCACGUGAGCCUUUUAAUGGGCACUCUGAGUGCUGGCUCUGAACUCCAUCUGAGCAGGUUUGAAUUCGGUGUUGUUUUGAGCUUAGGUUAGUGACAAGGACUGUCGGGGAAAUCCCUAACGGAGUAAGAUGCAUGCAGAAGGAGUUGUUUCGGUUUUACUAAAACUACUAAAAUACUCAGUGGCAAUCCCUUUAGCCAGAAAUGAAAUGUAUUUCAGUUUCCUAUUUAAGACAGAAUGAACAAGCAGUCCCUUACCCUGCUGGUUAUUGCUAUCUUGAAAAUACACAAGAAAGAGACAGUGCUAUUAAUAAAUCAGGCAAGAGAAACCUAGCUUAGGUUUCUCAGCCAAAGCAAAGUUUGAAAACGUUUUGCUUAGGAUGUUGGAAGGCCAGGAGAUACUAUUGUCUGAGUAGAAAUGUUGUUUUCAGAAUCCUUAGAGAGCAGUAGAUACAGAUACACAUGGUCUUUGGAGCCAGUGAGAGGGGUAGCAGGUCCUUGGCGGUUUUUUGGCAAAAUUUAAGAUCUGAUUCCAGUCAAUUGGUCUACAAAAUAGAGUUAAAGGAAUUCAUGGAGUGCUUGGGAAGGAAAGCAGAAAAUACCAAAUAUCAGCAAGAUAUUUCAAAUUUUUAUAUCAAGUAACGAAUGUCAUGUCCCUGACGAUGUCACCUAGUAGAACUCACAGUAUGGUUCCAGAAAGUAUUGAGUUAGUGGGUGUGACUAAGAUAGCUGAUGGGAGACCCAACUCGUUUCUCCAGCUUGAUUGUUGAUGUUCAUUCUUUGACAACCCACUGAAGGACCUGGAAGGAAGAGCUCAAACAUCUGUAGGGAUAAAUAUCCAAAGCUAAUAUUUAAAAAAGAAAGAAACAUUCACAAGCCAUUUUCAUCCUUUGUCUCAGUUAACUUGAGGUACUUAAUGAUGAAGUGUUCACUUGCACUAUGACCUCUUUGAGUGAUGUGCAACUUGGUUCCUCUCUGGUUUUGUUUCUUUUUAAUAUGCAGAAGUGAGUGUGUGAUCUUCAGUGCGUUUGCAUAAGCUAACUUAAGAUGAAUUUAAGAACAGUUUUCUGAAAUAUUUCUAUUGAAAUAAAUGACUUAAAAUUA